AAGCAAUAUACCCUAUCAACUCGCUUUGCAUGUGGUUUAGGGUCUAAUUAGAUAGAGAGUGAGCGCUUGGUGCUUGGCGUUUGGCUCUUUACACAAUAAAUGGAAAACUUUCGUUGACCAAAGUUCAUUUUUGAUUUAUACGGAGACAAUAGUUAUUGUUAUUUAUAGUAGUCACCGGGCCUUCGAAAUUAGAUUUCAGUUCGUUUACGACUGAAUCAUCAAUUCGAACUACAAUUUAACAGCAUUGAUAACAACGGAAACCAAGUUAACUGCAAUUCCAGCUAAAGAAGACCAAAAAUGAAUGCUCUGGUUCCCGAUGUGGUGGAUGAGGCGCCACCGAAGGACAAGCUGAAGGUCACCUAUGCAGCAGAUCUGGUUGUCAAGGAGGGCAACGAGCUUACGCCCUUGCAGGUCAAAGAUGUGCCGCAAGUCUCGUGGGACACGGCUGAGGGCGAUGAGGGACAGCUGCACACGCUGCUAAUGGUCGAUCCCGAUGCACCCAGUCGCAAGGAGCCCAAGUUCCGGGAGAUCUUGCACUGGGCCGUUGUCAACAUACCCGGCAAUCAGCUGAGCAAGGGUCAAACUCUGGCGGAGUACAUUGGCUCCGGCCCGCCAGAGGGCACCGGCCUGCAUCGCUAUAUAUUUCUGCUCUAUCGCCAGAGCAAGAGGAUUGAGGAGACGCUGCACAUAGAUAAGCGCACCCGCGAAGGUCGUUUCAACUUUAGUGCCCGGACUUUUGCUGCCAAACAUGGCCUGGGCGAGCCCAUAGCUGGCUGCUUCUACGAGGCGCAGUAUGAUGACUAUGUGGCCAUACGGAACAAGGAGUUCGCUGGCUGAGCAGGUGUUCAAAGUUUGUCGUUGUAGUCAUCCUUGUCAAUAAAUUGAAGCAUUUGUUGCACUUAUCGCCGCUGCUAUCAGCUGGCCAAGUCAGUCGA
Messenger RNA from Drosophila mojavensis, 935 nucleotides. Its product is annotated as protein D2. The transcript is spliced from 3 exons. Lineage: Eukaryota; Metazoa; Arthropoda; Insecta; Diptera; Drosophilidae. The coding region runs from base 298 to 837 and encodes 179 amino acids. The record is from RefSeq and is a predicted model, not a curated record.